Messenger RNA from Aspergillus viridinutans, 1485 nucleotides. RefSeq lists its product as uncharacterized. Bases 1 to 1485 code for a protein of 494 amino acids. The transcript is spliced from 2 exons. Lineage: Eukaryota; Fungi; Ascomycota; Eurotiomycetes; Eurotiales; Aspergillaceae. The record is from RefSeq and is a predicted model, not a curated record.
AUGGGGUUGAUAACCUCUCUCCCCUGCGAGGUCCUCGGCCUUGUUCUUGCAAACUGCGAGAGCUUUACUCAGCUACGCGACGCGACAUUGACUUGCAAGUCAUUUUACUCAGCCUGGAAGUCCCAUACCGGGUUGAUUCUCUGGAAUAUUGGUCAAUUUGAGAUCGUCGGUUUUACCGACGCGUUGAUCGCUGUGAGAGCAACAGAGAUUGCAAAGCAAGCGAUUCUGAAGGGACAUCUCCCACCCUCUCCAUUCCCUCUGGGUCAACUGAGCGGAGACGUCCGCAAACCAACACUGGAUGAGCUGAAAGUUCUGUUCAAUUUCCGGCAUUUGGUCGAGUGUCUUGAACGGCUUGCCAAGGACGACAGUCACGCAUACUGGUGUGAUUUCAUUGAAAGUCUCGAGCCGGAAGACAGGAUCAACGCGUGGAUGGUGUGGAAGGAGCGCUUUCAUGUCGCGUUGUAUCGGAGCUUUCUUUCUGGCGCUGCGCUGUAUCGUGCGUACCACGAGCCAUUAACUCUGGCAAGCACUUGUGGUCUUCCGCAUUUCCUGGACAAAUUCUGGAGCAAUAUGGAAGACGAAGACGGAGAGGAUGAAGAGGAAGAGCAAGAGGAAGAUCAUCACAGUGACCCUUUUACGCCGGCUGAGAAGCGCUACCUGGUCCAGUAUCCCAUAUUCAGAUUUGAGGAAUUCCAAUAUCACGGGGAUAUAUUCCAGCCUCUGGCGGAUAUCUUCGUACAGGAGAGCAAGAGAAAGACCGAGGUGGUGAGUACGUUAAGAGGUGCGAGUCUCUAUGAGCGGUACGGUGCAAAGCAAUAUGACCCUGAUAUCCUCGAAAGAAGUCAUUCCCAGGCGCUCUUCCAUCAACUCUUGCAGUUCAUGUUCGUUGCGCAUAGUCCGAUGCUCAGAAAAAUAAUCCGAAAUGAGGAUGGAAGCGAUUAUCAGCAGAGGCACAAUGAACCGACACUCAAAGAGAUGAUCGGACGUAGCCGUACCGUCUCCGUUAUCUUUUUUGAUGUGUUUAGUCUCGAGGAGAUUAUCAUGCCAGAGGAUGUGGAAGAUGCAGGCGAGACGUUCGUCCUUGCACGUCCCGGUGUCGAGCGUCCUAUGGUCGAUGAGGCUAACUUGCCCGGACUUGAAUAUGCGUCCCGCAAUCUUGGGCUCUUCCUCCACGAGAUUAAAUGGUUCUCUGGCCAGCCAAAUUGCUACUGGCCAGGCUGUGGGACCCCUCCUCCCGAGUUUCAGUUUAUGCGAUACAUGCUGGCCAAAUACUUCCACCUCCGGUUCAAAGACGACACGUGGGAUUGGGAAAACAACCGCAACCACGCCCAGCCUAUCUUACCCUGGAUUAGAUUCAUCAUUAGCGGUGAUGUCUUCUGUGAGCGUAUUCUGGUGGACGAAUGUGAAGGCGCCUGUGCCCUCUUGGAGUCAAUUAAUGCUCCCAUUCCUGAGCCUCAUUUUGUUCAUCGUUCUUCUUGGCCAUGA